Toxotes jaculatrix (banded archerfish) is the source of this 3247-nucleotide messenger RNA. It is a transcript of the gene rnf26, whose product is annotated as ring finger protein 26. Bases 453 to 1805 code for a protein of 450 amino acids. Gene Ontology annotation, molecular function: ubiquitin protein ligase activity. The record is from RefSeq and is a predicted model, not a curated record. Gene Ontology annotation, biological process: ubiquitin-dependent protein catabolic process; protein ubiquitination. The transcript has a single exon. Lineage: Eukaryota; Metazoa; Chordata; Actinopteri; Toxotidae.
GUGAUAACCGUAAAUAUAUCGAGGCUUUUUGUGCGUUUUGCCUCAUCUCUUUUGAUUCUGUCUGUCGCUUUUUACGGACUACAGCUUCUGUAAAGUGACCGCGCAACUAACCAAAAUGUUUCUGGACCAUUUUGUGCACGGUGAGCCAAAGCGAAACCUUCAAAAUAAACGGAAGUGUCUGCCUCUCGUUUGAAACCAAACAUCCGCCUCAUGUGUUUGUGGUGUUAGCUCGUCGUUUCAGCCGAGCAGAGAUGGAGAAAAAACGAAAAACAAAUCAAUUUAUUGUGCAGUGAAACGAGGAAUGGUGUAUGGUUUCGGCCAACACACAGGGCGAGCUAACGGUCUGAACAAGAUGUAACGUCCGAGAGUCUCACCCUGAGCAAAUAAACAACAUGGACUUUGCCACGGAGACAACCCGAGAGUAAAGAUCGAUAAGUUGAAGAUACAUUACCAUGGGUUUGGUGAACUUUUUAAUCUCUACGGUAGGAAAAUGCCUGGACGCCGUCUGCUUACUCCUGGACCUGAAUUUUCUCAUCGUCCACACCGUGGUACGGACGCUGCUGGCGAUUCUCACCUUCAUAACCAACCUGCCCACCAUGCUCCUCGCCUCAGCGCUGGAGCUGGGAAACUUGAUCGUCUUUUGUUUGAUGUCCGUGGGAGAGGCGACCUCAAACGUAGCCCACGGUACCGUCACCAUGCUGGGGAGCUUGGUGCUGUCUCUGGAGGGGCUGCUAGAGAGCCUGAAGAUGGUGGGCUACCUGUCCAUGCACGUCCUGCUCCGGGGGAAGGAACACUUGUGUCGAGGUCUGCUGUGGGUGCUGGAGGGCUGUAGCAUCGCUGUCAGCCUGGUGGUCUAUUUCACCAACACUGUGGUAAACUUUGUACUUAUUGCCACUCAGAAUGUGUACUUGGCGUUGGUCAGUGUGUGGCAGAUGGUCUCCAGCCCGCUGCAGAAGGUGCUGGAGCUCACGCUGACCUCCUUCACCUUUCUGUAUAGCAGCCUUGUUGGGACGUCAGCUUUCCUGUGGUCACCCUGUAAGCUGGUUUUGGACUUUCUGGUUUCGCUGGUGCACAUGUUCAUCAGCAUCUUCAUACUGAACAUUUAUGGCCUCAUGCUCACUGUCACUAUUGCUCUAACUACCACGGCCUACCUGAACCCAGUGCUGACCCGACAGGCUGCCGUGCGAAUUCUGGAUUACAUCAACUCAUUUCCUGCUCUGCGCAGACUGUAUCUGGCUCUCCACCGGCUCGCUUCAGCCAUGCAGAGCACCCCACUUUUGGUACGUGGUAACAUGCAGCGCCUGCAAAGGAUACUCCAUCACCUUUACCUACUGGAGAGAGGACUUUGGCAGCAUCUGUCUCGACACAGCAGCCAGCUAGGCCUGGCACUGCGGACACACCUCCACAGGGACAACAACAACAGAGUGCGAGGCGAUGGCGACCCCGGAGAGGAGCGACGGGGCCUACCAGACGGAAGAGCAGGAGACGGAGCCCACCAGGAGCUGCUGGAUUUAGCUCUCCCCUCCUCCAGUACAGACAGACCACUAAAGAAGCAGUCGUCUUCAGGCAAAGACAGUAAUAAACCUCUGCCUGCGGAGAAUCUGCUGACUCUGCUGAAGGAGCAGGAGGACAGGAAGAAGUGUGUGAUCUGUCAGGACUGUACAAAAACAGUGGUGCUGCUGCCAUGCAGACACCUCUGCUUGUGUAGAGACUGUACAAACAUCCUGUUGAGACAACCUAUCUACCAACAGAACUGCCCGCUCUGUCGGCACAUGAUUCUCAAUACUAUGGACGUGUAUCUGUGAGGGACCAGUGGAUCCGUGGGCUUCUGACAUCAAGGAACAAUCACCCUCUCAGCACCUACACUUAAAAGUUUUACCACACCUGAACUUAUGUUGUAUGACUCAUGUUUUACUGGGUUGUGUUAAAGGAUAAGUCUAGUGGCUUUCUGUAGUUAACUUGCUAUCAACAAAUCUCAUGAUAAAUCCAAAAGUAACAAAGCAUUGAUAAGUUCAUCUCCCAGUAGUUUCCUGCUUCUCUUCCCUGACUGUGGCACUCAGCCUCAAGCCUAUUAAUUCCAACUGAAAACAUUGUAAGUCAGCAGCUCAUAAAUGAUUUUACUCAAAUGAGUUAACAGUGAAAACAGGUGUAAAUGGUCUUUGACUACACAGACAAUACUUAUUAAUAGAUUCCAUUUCUGAGAGGUUCUGGAUUUAUUGGGAUUCAUUGAUAAUAAAAGUAGAGAAUAUCACAUGACUUAUCUUCUGUGCAAUCUGCACUGUGUACGCUCACUCUGUGAGCAGUUCAGGGGAGAAAUACUAAAGUAAACAUGCACAGGAAGCGAUAUAAUACUUGCGCCUUCGGAUGCUGAUCAAACUAGAACAUAAAAAUGCCUCCACCAAAUGAAGAGACCAGGGACCGGGUUUGCAGUCUACGAUUAUUUCCGUUGUUGAUUAACCUGCCUAAAACAUCAAAACACACCUUCCCACAGUCCAAAGUGAUGUCCUUAAAUUUUUGUGAAGAAGCUGGAACCAGCACAUUUGGCAUGUUUGCUUAAAAAAAAUGACAAUUAAUCUAUGACCAAAAUGGCUGCAGAUAAAUUUGCUUUCUGUCAACUGAUUAGUCGACAAAUUGUCGCAGCUCUGAAAGAAACUGCAAAAUGUUUUUUCAGUAAUGUAACUUAACUGUUUCACCACUACCCACAAUUAGUUUGUGCAUUGAAUUGUGGGAGAUUAGAAGUUUAUUUUUUUGUUUAUUUUUUUAUUUUUUUUGGGUAUGCGCACUGACUGUUUUAAGGCUACUUCAUUGUGUUGCUUUUCAAGUGUGAGCACACGACAUAUUCUAAUCCUGCUUAGAAUAAGUCUGUAAUAUGGAUUUGGGUCGCAGCUACAGUCUCUGUUCUGGCACUGUGAUCCUGUUCAAAUGGUCCAGUGUUGCCACGUUGAGUCUCAGGUCUCGUAGCCAUGGUAACCCUCUAGGUGCCCUCCCUUCCUGAUGCUGAAAUGUUAACUGCCGCUCAUGUCUUAAAAUUUUGCGCUUUGAGUGGGCCAAGCUGUGAAGAAAAGAAAAACACUCUGCUUUAUUGCAUGACAAUUAAUUCCACACAUGCUGUAUGAAUAAUAAUGUAUUCAAAGCAAUGCCAUGACUUUUUUUUGUUGCAGUAGAAGCUUUUAGCAUUAAAAUGUACUUCUGUAUGUUUGUUUGUGCUGCAUAGAGCCGUAUAAAGAGUUUUUUUUUUCUUUGUUUU